AUGAAUUAAUAUAAUUAGAACCCUUAGGAGAUAUAGUUUAAUUAAUUUAGCGAAGAACCUAGCGAUCAACUUGAAAAUGAAAAAGUUCAUAUUGAACAUCAGCAAGAUCCUAAUCGUAAUCGUACAAAUUCUUAGGAAGAACAGUAAAAUCAGAAUCAAAUAAGUUUACCUUCCAAUUUAAAUGAACAUCAAAUUCAUGUUCAAAAUUUUUAUUAAUCUGAAAACAGUAUUAAUCCAGAUUAUAAUCAAAAUCAGAUUAAUCUAAUGAAUGAUCAUCAAUAUAAUGAUAUCCAUAAAAAUUUUGGCUCAGACGAUAUUAAUAAUGCUCAUGAUAAUGCAAGAUUUUGUGAAACUUAAGAUAAAAUGAAUAAUGUUAGUGAGAAUUCAGAAUGUGAUGAACCUUAACCUUAACCUCAAUCUCAACAUCAACAAAAUAAUUCUGGUGAAGGCCAUGAUUACAAAGGAGGAAAUGAAAAAGAUAAGAAGGCUAAUAGAGGAGAAACAAAAUUUAAACAAGCUUUAAGUAAAUUAGGAAUGAAACCAGUUUAUGGAAUAAACCGAGUUACAAUUAAAAGAGGAAAAUAAUAUCUACUUUAUAUUGAUAACCCAGAAAUAUUAAAAUCAGUGAAAGUUAAUAAUUCCUAUAUUGUAUUUGGAGAAGCUAAAGUUCAUGAUCCAACAAAUUAAAUUGGCAAAUAAGAAUCUAAAAAUUUAGCUUAAUAAGUGUAAAAUUCUACUAUUUCAUCUUGGCUUAAAAAUAAUGAAAAUAAAAAAUAAAAAUUAAUUUAAAAACCAGAAUAAAUAAGUGACGAAGGUAUUCCACCUGAAUCUAUUAAAAUGGUCAUGGAGCAUUGCAAAUGUGAUAAAAGAAAAGCUAUUGAAGCUCUUCAAAAAUCUGAUUAUGACAUAGUUCAAACUAUUCUUACCUUAACUGGAUGA
Messenger RNA from Paramecium sonneborni, 939 nucleotides. The record is from the annotation of a GenBank genome assembly. NCBI's taxonomy places the organism in Eukaryota, Ciliophora, Oligohymenophorea, Peniculida, Parameciidae.